AUGGCCACCUUGUUGAACGGGAUGCUCGUGCUGUUCCUGGGACAUGCUGCAGGUCAUGGCAUUCUGACUGUGCCACACUCCAAGAACAAUGGCUACCCAGGUAGUUAUGCUUUGGAUCGCUCAGCAUACUAUACCACUGCAUCCUGGUGGCUGGACCGAGCUUACUUUGGAACUCCCAAAGUAACACCAUGGAUGCGACCAGGCCACUUCUCAUGGGCAGAUGCUCGAGACCUGGCAGAUGUAUCUCAAACUUUCCAUCCAUGUGGCUGCUACAACCCACACGGCGUGCAGUUCUGUGCCGGUGUCGAGCUUGCACACGGCUGGGGCGAGACCUCCAUGGGUCCUGUGGCUGGCCCCAAGGUGACGCCACCUCAGUGGCCGUUGGGAAGUCAACAGGAAACCGCGUUCAAUCUGUAUGCGAACCAUGGAGGAGGCUACGUCUACAUGCUGUGCAAAAGGACCGAUUUUCUGCAGUGCCAAAAGGAUCUCAGUGAACCCAUUCGCAGCUCAACUAGGGAGCAGGUGGAUGCGUAUCUGAAGUGCAUUUGGGAUUGUUUCGAAAGCAAUGUCUUGGAGUUUGCAGAUUCGCAGUGGUUGGAAUAUCAAGAGCAGCGAGACAUGAAUGUGACCAUGAAACCCAGCAGUCGUAGUGAAGGGACCUUACCAGCACAGUCCUCAUGGAGGUGGAUCCCCAUCCCUGACACCACGCAGAUCACUGGAGGCGGAGAUGGCACGUGUUCCUGGGAUGCCGUGGAGUCCUUCAGCAACGACCAGGUCAAGCAGCACUUCACUGAGGAUUUCGGCACGGACCAGCUCUGUGACACCGGGCCAAAGGUGCAUAAUCCCAACAAUUGGCAGGUGAAAGACAAGGUGAUUGUGCCAGCCAAUCUGCCAGUUGGUGAAUAUGUCUUGAGUUGGCGCUGGGAUUGUUACAUGGCGGAUCAAAUCUGGUCAAACUGUGCUGACGUGGAAAUCACGAAUUCACCGGGUACCCAGACCACAACGGUCGUUUUGAUUGCAACUACUUCCGAGAACGAGGAGCCGCGUACACAAAUCCAUUGGCGUAUUGCGCACAUGCUGCCAUUCGAAACGCAUGCUGCUUCUGUGAGUCGAGUUUGCGGCAACGCCGAGCUCUACGGCGUGGGCACCGUGGGCAUGAGGCUGCGCUGUGGACGAUUUCAGCUCACCCUCGCGUUGCGCGCAACCCGUGCCAGCGCCGGUCGUGUCGUGAGGUCUGAAUCUGACGCUGCCCGGGCCCGGCGACGAGCGGCGCGUGCUGAACGUGCACGGCGCCAGGCACAGGCGGAGGCCACUCGGAAUGCCAAAGUGACUAGCCCUGAAGCUGACCGAGAAGAGAGCGAAGGGGAGGAUGAUGAGCCAUCCUUGGCAUUGGUGGUGGUUAGGGCUGCGAGGCCGAUCUUGCGCAGCGUCCAGUGGUUGGCCAACCGCGUCCUGGGAGAGAAGAAGACGAAUCUGGGUGACACCAGCCAGUUUUCCUAUGACCAUCUGUCUGGCCAGUGGAUAUUGCGAAGGCCUAGCGCCACUGGAGCAGAGGAGGAGUCUGCUUCUUCCACAGAGGACCAAACCUGGUCACUUCCCGAGACACAGAGGCCCAUUAGGCGCUCAGAGGAGUCUGACGGUGGCAUGGCAUGA
This is a messenger RNA of Cladocopium goreaui, 1653 nucleotides long. The record is from the annotation of a GenBank genome assembly. NCBI's taxonomy places the organism in Eukaryota, Dinophyceae, Suessiales, Symbiodiniaceae.